CGAACAUUUCAACCUUCGUGAGAUAACAUGCAAACAAAUAUUGAGGGGAAAAUACCCAACUCAAAUGUCAGUCUCUCCCCGGACUCGGAUCUCAUCGCUGCGCUGCAAAACAUCCUCGCACGUUCACGAAUGAUUAUUCCGGAUCUCGAAACCCCAUACUCCAAACUUCCCAGUGCCAACCACUCUAACAUCAAGCGCGAUGACUCGAGCAUUAGUGCCGUCAUCACCGAACGCCAGCAGCAGUUGGAUGCAGUGUCACACGAAAUAUCAGACCUGGAAACCAUCAUGGAUAGUGUAAAAAAUCAUCACCAACAGCUCGUCGAGAAGAAGGAGAAGAUUAUCCAGUCCAUGAAUUUCCACAAGGGGCUUGUGUCGGUUCUGUGGCGCUUGCCAACCGAAGUCCUAGCCCAAAUUUUUCAUCACUGUCUCCCGGAUUUCCGUCGCUGGGAACACGCUUACUCUUGGCCCUGCUUAAAGCGAGAAGCUCCCAUGGUGUUAACCAGAGUAUGCCGACGAUGGAGGGACGUUGUUGUAGGCAUCCCCAGUUUGUGGUGCAAACUGUAUUUGAGAAAGCACAGAAAAUGGGAGCAGGCAGCCUUCUGUUAUAACUUAUGGCUCAAGCGAUCCCGAGGAUUUCCGCUCUCGUUAGCACUCAAUUGUUAUGAAAAUGACGCGACCACCCUACGAAGCCUUCUGCAGCCUUACACCAAUCAAAUCUCGUCUCUCUAUAUCGAGUGUUUCCAAGGCGCCAAUGCUGAACGUAUGUGGAAAGACCUCCCAGCACUUCAAGAGCUCACCAUAAGGGCAAAUCGUAAACUGCCAGCUGCACCACAAACAGUCUCGCGACUGCCAUUUACUCUGCGCAACCUCAAGCUAGUGGGGCAGUUCGUCGGUCCCAAGCGCUUAUCGUCUCUUAAUCCUAUAUUUGCACAACUGACAAAUAUCGAGCUCGCCGUACAUCAACCAAAUGCAUUGCUCCACUUACUCCAGCUCUCUCCCAACCUCUCCUCGUUAACGAUCGGCAUAGGACCCGGGCUACUCAGGCGGGCCUUGCAGCCAUUCACGCACGUCAAACUUCAAUCCUUGCGCAUCGCCUAUGUGUAUGAUUGCACACUCCCUAAACUGUUCAAUGCACUUUCACUCCCCAAUUUACGCAUGCUUGUAGCUCCUGAUUCACGACCGUGGCCGCACGAGGAGUUGAAGGCAUUGUUGGCACGGUCAAAUUGCCCCCUGGAGAGCCUGAUUUCCGGCAAUGGAGCAACGACAGAUGAGCAGCGAGCGGAAUAUAUUGCCCUCAUUCCUUCCCUUGAAGUAGUAGUGGAUCCGAAGUAUCGCGAUUACCUAUUAUAAAACUUAUUAGGCGUUGGUAGUAGAAAGUAUACAUUUGGUCUAAUGUAGUCACGUACGCAUGCUACCCGGCUGGUUCAUACAUAACUGGUACUUGACUGGUACAGUACAACUCAUCCAUCAUUGUGGUCCAUGCCCGAUCAAGUCCGUCGUGAAGUCCAUCUGUCGCUGCGUAGGACGCUCGUCAAAUAAGUUAUC
Messenger RNA from Suillus paluster, 1545 nucleotides. RefSeq lists its product as uncharacterized. NCBI's taxonomy places the organism in Eukaryota, Fungi, Basidiomycota, Agaricomycetes, Boletales, Suillaceae. The transcript has 3 exons. Gene Ontology annotation, molecular function: protein binding. Bases 28 to 1350 code for a protein of 440 amino acids. The record is from RefSeq and is a predicted model, not a curated record.